Molecule: messenger RNA, 1200 nt
Organism: Tachyglossus aculeatus (Australian echidna)
Lineage: Eukaryota; Metazoa; Chordata; Mammalia; Monotremata; Tachyglossidae
Product: olfactory receptor 4P4-like
Exons: 3
Coding region: 1-1200 (399 amino acids)
Biological process (GO): G protein-coupled receptor signaling pathway
Cellular component (GO): membrane
Molecular function (GO): olfactory receptor activity; G protein-coupled receptor activity
Source: RefSeq, a predicted model, not a curated record
AUGGAAAAGAGGAACAACGUCACAGAAUUUGUUCUCUUAGGACUGUCCAGUGACAGAAAUUUGCAGAUAUUUUGCUUUGGGCUGUUCCUCUCCUGUUACAUUACAAUCCUCUUAGGGAAUUUCCUCAUCCUCAUCACCGUCAGAUGCAGUUCCCUCAUCAAGCAGCCCAUGUACUUCUUCCUCUGUCACUUGUCCCUCAUGGACCUCUGCUACACUUCUACUGUGACUCCCAAACAGGUCCAAGAUUUGCUGUCUGAGAAGAAAACCAUUUCCUUCCGUGACUGCAUGAUUCAGCUCUUUACCAUGCACUUAUUUGGUGGGACUGAGAUCUUCAUCCUUGUGGGGAUGGCCUACGAUCGCUAUGUUGCCAUUUGUAAACCUUUGCACUAUAUGGUCAUCAUGAACAAGCAGCGGUGUGCCACAAUGGUAGUAUUGUGUUGGGGAGGAGCAUUUCUCCAUUCCACGGUCCAGUGGCUCCUUGUCAUUAUUUUGCCCUUCUGUGGCCCUAAUAAGAUUGAUCACUAUUUGUGUGAUAUUUACCCUCUCCUGGAACUGGCUUGCUCAGAUACUUAUGUGACGGGAUAUUUAGUCCUCGCUAAUACGGGGACAAUUGUGGUAGUUACUUUUGCAGUCUUGGUCUUCUCUUAUGUCACCAUAUUAGCCAGUUUGAGGACCCGCUCUUUGGAGGGACGUCGCAAAGCCCUCUCCACCUGCGCUUCCCACAUCACCGUGGUGGCAUUGUUUUUCUUGCCCUGCAUCUUCAUUUACCUCCGGCCAGCCCAGACCUUCCCUGAGGAUAAGGUGUUUGCUCUGUUUUACACCAUCAUCGCUCCCAUUUUCAACCCCCUCAUCUAUACUCUGAGGAACAGAGAGAUGAAAACAGCCAUGAGAAAGGUGUGGUGUUGGAAGGUGUGUUUGGAGGAAAAAGUAGGCAGACAAAGGUGGGUGAGGUUGCAUGUCUCAGACAGCCCCGAGGAAAUAAAUUUGACUCUCGGGAAACCAGAGAUUACUCGAGAUUCAGAAACCUCAGUGUUUUGGAAACUGCCUCCAUCCAAUGUGAAGUUUGGGCUUCCACUGAGAUUUGAGUUCUGUCCUGAUGCAGCUCUGAAAAACCUUUUGCUUCCCAUGACUGGACAUAAAGAUCCGAGCUCACAGAAACGUUUCACUGUGGGAAGACUAACAAAGGGUCAUUUCAGGUAA